AUGGCAACUCGCCCAAGCCGCUACCGCUCAUCGACCUCUGCGUCGGCAGCACAAUCAAUAUCGAAAGCUGUUGAAGUCCUGCAAAAGCUGUUGGAAGGGGUGACUACUGUACUCGUCGUAGAGACGGACCAUGGAUACCCAGAUGCCGACGAGCUCGUGAAACAUAUAUCGCGAAUUCGACAGCAUUUGGCUGCAGCUGCUCCGCCGAGCUCUGUUCAGGAUGACUUUCGACAUUUGCGGGGCUUUCAUCGCAUCUUUGAGGUUCUGCGGGCAUAUUCGGGCUUUUACAACCCCCAAAAACGUAGCGAACAGGAGAAGAAGAGUUUGUUUGGCUUAUUAGAUGCCGUCUUGGGCGUCCUGUCGGCAGCUUUCCGCGGCCAUCCAGGAAACCGGCGCUAUUUUCGUACACGAGUCGAAAGAGGCGGCUGGGAAGCCCUGGAACAGAGCAUCGCGAGCAUUGGUCUCGGUGGCAGUGACCUGGACUUUUGGACCAGUGGCCAGCUUUUCGGCAAGCUCCUCGCUUUUGCGCUGAACGAUCCGGCCUUGGACCAGCUCUGCUCCACUGCUACUUUACAUAACAUUGACGUUCAGCUGGAUGAUGUUUCAAGUAGCUACGAGGUACUUCCCAGGGAGAUCAUCAGCGAAGACAAUGACGGAAAAGCCUUGGAUCCUGUUUCUCAAGUUCAAAAGGCCGUCAACGAGGUAGUCGGAUCCAAGUCGACCCUGCAGAACCCGGAAGUGAUCCGCACCAUCGUAGAUUUCUGGGUUUCCAUGCCCCGAGGCAAGGAUACGAAUAAUGGACUCAUCUCCGUCCUUGUGCUCCAAGUCCUCGAGGCAAUUGUCAACGUGUCAGAGUACAACUUGUCUCUUGUACAUGAGUCAGGCAUAUCGUCUCGCCUGAUGCAGCUGGCAUUUGACCAAGAUUCAUUUCUGGAUGAUGCUGAGAGCGCAAUAGUGCUGAGAAUCUGCAAGAGACUCAUGGUUUUGGGAGUUGGAAGGCUCGCUGAUGCACAGGCCCUGUUGACGAGCUCGUCAAUUCCAACGGCCGAUUUCUGUUUGGAGAUGGUCCAGAAGAAUCAGAAUCCUCCUUUCAUCCAAUUCGAUCUAUCGCUCCACGGCCACUCAUCCAUCGACGUGCCAAAUCUGGGGAGAUCAUUUCCUCCUCAGUCCUCUGCAGGAUACACAUUCAGUGCUUGGGUCCGUGUGGACAAGUUCGACCCCCGAUCACAUACCACGAUAUUUGGUGUGUUCGAUGUAACGCAAACAUGUUUUCUUCUGAUCUAUCUUGAGAAAGACAGUCGAAAUUUCAUACUCCAGACUUCAGUCAAGUCUCAGCGCCCUAGCGUGCGCUUCAAGUCGUUUACAUUUGAGGAAGGCUUGUGGUAUCAUAUUGCUCUGGUACAUCGACGACCAAAGACAAUGACCCCCAGCAAGGCCUCGCUCUAUGUAAACGGAGAGUUUGUAGAACAAAUCCGAGCCCCUUACCCCUCUCCGCCGCCGCCGAUGAACUCUAGCACCGAGAGCUUUGCGUCAUUCACGUCAAGCAGCACGAGGACGCAUCCUGUCUUGGCAUUCAUCGGCACGCCUCGGGAACUUGCUACAUACCUGGGUCACGGACUCAUCACUACGAAAAUAUCACUUGCCUCGACGCAUCUCUUUGAAGAGGCUUUAAGUGAUGAACUCCUGGCCGUAGCCAGCCGGUUGGGACCUCGAUAUCAAGGUAAUUUCCAAGACUGCUUGGGUAGUUUUCAAACGUACGAGGCCUCCGCGGCACUGGGACUGCGGAACGACAUGAUUGCAGCUGGUAAAGAUGGGAGCUCGGAUAUUCUCAAAGUCAUACGCGACAAAGCUGGUCAUGUUCUACCCGAACAACGAUUGUUGCUUAGCAUGAUGCCGUCUUCGAUAUUCAGAGAGAAAGAUCCACUCGGUGACUCCCAGCUUUUCCGGGCGCUAUCGCGGGGCCCAGCUAACACUCUGGUGCAAAUGACUCUCAAGAACGGCAUUGGUGUAGCAAUCAACACUGCUCAGCCCUCAGUCAAUGACGCAUUGAUGCGAUCGAAUGGAGUCUCUGUGCUCACCGGAGAGCCCAUUAUUGCUGUGCCCCAAUAUCUAGAUGACACCAUGUGGCGCCUCGGUGGCUUUACUCCCAUAGCACUGAAACUGAUCGAAAGAGCAUCAUCUUCAGAGUCUCUUCUGCAAGCUGUUGAACUGGUGUUCCGUUGUGCCAACUCGAGCUGGAGAAAUAGUGAGGCUUUGGAAAGAGAUGGCGGUUACGCGAUCAUCGGCAUAAUACUGAAGACCAAGCUCGGCAUGAACACUCCUUCAGCUGGAAAUGAUAAAAUCACCGAAAAGCUGCCUAUUGAGAGCAUCGAGAAGGACAGGCUUUGCUUUCAGCUCCUCAGCCUUCUCCUCGAGUUUGUCGGAUAUACUCAUCACGAUCCCCUCGAGUCCGUUAUCAUCAAUCCUUUGGCUUAUCGCAUCCUCUUGAUCGACUUUGAUGGUUGGAGAAAAUGCGCGCCCAUCAUACAAGAACUCUAUUACAAGCAGUUUGUAACAUUUGCUGUAAUGAGCAAGUAUCACCAAUACAACAACCGUCGCUUGUUGCGCAUGCGUAUUGUGAAACGACUCCUCGAUGCCCUGAAAGCCGAACCGCUACCUUCGGCUGUUUUGCCAUUCUUUCUAACCGCCCUUGAGAACCUUGUCAAAUGCAAUUACAAUACGGAAGUUCAUCGCUCUAUUGCCUUGUUCAUUACGUAUGCUUUCCACACGCCGCCAGCAUCGCGCCCACGAACCCCGAAGCCUGGAUCAGCGGCUUUGAAGACAAAGAACCUAUCGACGCUGCGGCGGCCGACAUUAGAAGGCGAGACCACAGCAGCGAAGAGCUCACCCUAUUUGACUAGGAAGGCAAUCGGCAUCAAGAUACUUGAAAUGUAUAGCCAACUGCUCUGUGAGAAGGGAAACUUGAUGAUCAUCCGCAAGUUUGCUCGGACUGUCACAAACAAGUGGCUGCUACAAUUAUUGUCCGAAGACAAUCCAGAAAUUGUUGUCCACGGAUGCAAGAUACUAGCCAGGCUACUAGUGGCUCAUGGUACCACGUACACGAGCAAAUUCUCCGGCAAAACCGGAGGUUUCUUUAUCAUGGCCCAUCGCCUUAAGAGGUGGUGGGACAUUCCGACCCUAUGGCCUAUAUGCUUGAGCAUCCUCUUUGGUCAUGACGUGGCCGAGGUAGAUUUCGACCGGACGUUUGAUUUCUUCAGCCUCAUUGAAACAUUUGGAAAGUCAAGAGUGGUGCACCCGGAAGCCUUGCCGAUCAUCACUUCCAUGCUGCAGCAUGGGUUGAAAGACGUUCUCAAGAACCAGGAGGAUCCAGACUCGCCAUCGGGUGAUCGGUCUCCAUCAGCACAGAUAAACUCGAUUUCCCCUGCGUUGAUCACUCGGCCUCGUGGUAGAUCAAUGUCUCUUCUUGAAGAACUCGAGACACGGCCAUCUCAGUCAGCCCGUGAUAGGGUAGCUAGCAACGCUGCAGCAUUACAGACAGUCCUGCGCUUCUUGUCCGAUCUUCAUGCUCGAUCUUCAGACUUCAGAGAUUUCGCCCUGAACUCCGAUUAUGUCAGGCUAUUGCUUUCCGCGUUGUAUCCAGCGUUGGUAAGUACUGAUGCUGUCACCCCUGAGACCGAGCUCAACUCUCGGGACUCUGCUCUCACAUUCGAGGGCAGUGACGUGAUUAUCCGCCCAAUGCCCGGCAGUUCUGCCCCGGCGCCGAUCGUCAGGACUGCCAGUAUCCAGGACCCAACACAAGAUACGCCUGCAAACAGCGCGCGUGGCACCCCGCUACGCAAAGCUUCUUCGUUCAUUCUCCUCACAUCACAAAAGUCUCCUCAAGCAAAUUCCUCACGACUAGCACAUGUCAUGUCGCCGAAGAAGAAGGUAGCCUCGCAAAGUAUUGGGCAUACAGUCUUGGAAGGUAUGACGGAACUCGUCGUCAAUGUCUUUGUGGAUCAACUCUUGUCUCGAAAGGAGUUCCCAGGCUUCGGUUUGUUUCUCAAGGUUCCACCAGGUUUCCAAGAACAUCAAGCGUUCUUUGAAUCCUAUAUCUUGCAAAGGACCAUCAAUCAGAUGUCCACGACCGUCAAACUUGAUUGGCAACUCCUGCAUGAGCCAAAGAUUCUUACCAAUAUGGCGCGCUUUAGUCUCCACAUGGUAGAGGCCAUCUUUGAAGGUUGGUUCAUGAACGGAACUGAAUCGAUGCUCGACUUUGCGGGUCUUCUCCUUGAGUACCUCCAGAAACCAGAGAUUGCCAGGCUGAAGACCGUGCGGUUGUGCAACCAAGCAGUCUCCACAAUCCGGAGCUCUUUCCUCAAGCUAAUUCUUCUGAGGCUGUCUGAGAUGGACGAUUCUCAGACUACAGAGAUGGAGGCCAAUUUCUCCAUGAACAAACUCCUCUAUUGGCAAAUGGUAGUGUUGGACUCCCUAUCCGUGGAGGACGACUACAUGAAGCUUCUUUGGUAUCAAUUGUACCUCAAGCUUGUCGAUUCUCGAGAGGAUGUGAGACUUGCUGCAGUCAAUCUUUGGCGUAUCAUGCUUGUUCAGAAGCCGGAUGAGUGUUCGAUCCUGUUUCGGCACUUCGUUAUCCCCGAGCAGGGAAAUCUGACCAGAGACUUCAAAAAGCUCACCGAGCUCGACAACGAGGCCUUCAUCGCGUGGGUUGACGACCAUAGGCCUUUGCUAGAUGGCGCGUUUUUCAAUGGUUUGUCGCGCACCUGGGAAGAGUUUGUGAGCCUCGAAAACCAGAGAACGACAGAUACAGCACGGUCACGGUUAUCCAAGCGUAGAGAGACGCUCAAGCGAUGGCAGGUCGAGCUCUUGGAGAAGAAUAAGGUGGUUGUGCAUCAUGACAUGGCUAACAGCGCAUGGAUGAAAUCAAUCUACGGGUCCGAACACUACAAAUAUCAACGCAGUAUGCAGGAUCAGCAGGACGAUGUGAUAUACUUUUCGUCUGCGUUCGGUAAAAUGAGCGAAAACCUCCUUCGCCCUGGUGCUAUCUUCUAUCAACCUCGACCGACGAAGUGGAGACUCGACAGGACUGAAGGCCGGGACCGCAUGAGAGUCCGCAUUCUCCCAGACUACUCAUCUCAGAAUGAGGUAUUUCAACCAAAGAGGAAGACAAACGACUCGCAGUCUGCCUCCAGUCUGAGACUGAAUACCAGUGCUACAACAACGGAGAGUCCCAGUGUCAAUACAGCCGCCACGCCUGUAUCGGCUAUACCAAAGCCAGCCGAGGUAACGAAUCUCGAAGUCGACGCUCAGGAGGUACCAUCUGAGACCCCGGAGCAACAGACUGACGUUUCGGACAAUCAGUCGGUUGUACCAGAGGAUGAAUUUGAAAUGGUUGACGAUCCGAAUGAUCCCGACGGCCAAGAUGGGUUUGAAGACAAGAAUCGUCGUGUCAUGCGCCGACUUGAAACCCACGACGCUGUCCAGCAAGUCUAUAAUGUCUCUCGCAUCAUUGGAUUGGAGACAUGCGAAGGUAUUCUUCUUGUAGGGAAGAAUAAUCUGUACCUCAUGGAUAACUUCUUUCAAUGUGCUGACGGCGAGAUUGUAAAUGCCUGGGAGGCUCCCGAGGAAGAACGAGACCCAUUCUCGCAGAUCGUCAUGGGGAAGAAGACGGGGGACAAGCGGGCUUCGUCAGCACGACGCUCGCAAGAUUCUCGCAACUGGUCAUGGCAAGACGUUAUUAGCAUCUCCAAGCGUCGAUUUCUGUUGCGAGAUGUGGCUAUUGAGAUCUUUUUCACUGAUGGCCGGAGCUACCUUCUAACGGCUAUUAAUCCAGCUACCCGAGAUGAGGUCUACAACAGACUGCUGAACAAGGUCCCGCACACUACUGGUGCAACUUCUCUGCCUAGCCCAGAGGAUACUUGGCGACUCGAGUCCCUAAGAGUUUCAGAAGAAUCGGCACAGAGUCUGGGCUCAAAGUUUGGAAGUCUCUUCAACUCAUCGCCAUGGAAUCCUGUCAUGCGCCGGUGGCAAAGAGGGGAGAUUUCCAACUUUCACUAUUUGAUGUUGAUAAAUACCAUGGCAGGUAGGACAUUCAAUGACCUAACCCAGUAUCCCGUGUUCCCCUGGAUUCUUGCCGACUACACGAGCGAUGAGUUGGACCUCAACGACCCAGCCACAUUUCGCGACCUCUCAAAGCCCAUGGGAGCACAAACACCAAGCCGUCAAUCGGAUUAUGCGCUUCGCUACCAGAGCCUGGCGGAAAUCGGUGAACAGCCAUUCCACUAUGGCACGCAUUAUUCUUCCUCCAUGGUGGUAGCAUCGUAUCUUAUCCGAUUGCCGCCAUUUGUCCAAUCGUAUAUUUUGCUGCAAGGAGGAACCUUUGAUCACGCCGACCGACUGUUCUAUUCAAUCGAGGGUUCCUGGAAGUCAGCGUCUCGAGACAAUGGUGCCGACGUGAGAGAACUUAUCCCCGAGUUUUUCUAUUUGCCUGAAUUCCUAGUGAACAUGAACGGAUAUGACUUUGGCGAGCGUCAAGGCGGCGGUGGAAAGGUCAACCACGUUCAACUGCCCCCCUGGGCCAAAGGCGACCCAAAGAUAUUCAUUGCCAAACACCGUGAGGCAUUGGAAAGCCCAUAUGUGAGCCAGCAUCUCCAUCUUUGGAUUGACUUGAUCUUUGGGCACAAACAACGUGGAGAGGCUGCUGUUGAGAAUAUGAAUGUGUUCCAUUGGCUAUCCUACCACGGAGCUAAAGACCUUGACCAAAUCACGAAUGCCCAUGAGCGGGAGUCUACGACCAGCAUCAUUCACAAUUUUGGCCAGACGCCGCAUCAGGUCUUUACGCGACCACACCCGUCAAAAGAACACAUGAGGUUCCCGGCAAAGCGACUCGAUACCUCAUGUGCCUCUCUGGCAAGAAUUCCUCAUCCCCUACUGGACAGUCACGAGCGGGUAGCGGCUCUCCAUUACUCGACAAAGUCCGAUCGCCUUUUGUGCUCGUCUCCAUUCCGCCUCAAUCUGCCACCUUUCUAUGAUAAGUAUCUGGAAUGGGGCUAUUCUGACAACAGCAUUCGCUUCUAUUUCACGGAGAAUAGGAAAAACGCCGGCAUCAACGAAAAUCUCCAUAUUGGUCAAAUUUCGUGCAUAGUCGUGGCUGACUCAAAGACCCUGAUUACCGCCGGAGAGGAUUGUGUGGUGUCCGUGUAUAGCAUUCAUACCUCAAGCGGCAAACCUGUUGACUUGCAGCUGCGUUCAUCACUGUUCGGACACAAGACCCCAGUCACAACUAUUGCAGUGUCCAAAGCCUUCAGCACCCUCGUCACAAUAUCAGCCGAUGGCCACAUUUUCCUGUGGGACCUCAAUCGACUCGAAUUCAUCCGAAAGCUUCCUCGGUGUCCGCGGGCGGUCGAAUGCGCCAGCAUCAACGACGUGUCUGGAGAGAUUAUGAUUUGUUCUGGACCGAAUGUAACACUGUAUACAUUGAAUGGAGAGCUCCUUCUCGAUCAGAACGUAUGCAUACCAGGAGAACAUGACGACUAUGUCCAGUCCUGCUCCUUCUACGAAGGAUCUGGCAGCGAGUGGCUGGAGAACUUCAUUGUCUUCACUGGUCACAGAAGAGGAAGAGUCAACAUCUGGAAGCGCAAUGUGAGCAAGAAUGGGAAAUGGCUAUUCGAGCCAAUCAGACGACUCGACCACGUUGAUGCUCGGAGCGAGACAGGAGCAAACGUUGAAGCGGCAAUCACGUGCAUUUACCCAACGCCGCAAAUAGUGUACACUGGGGACGAUGAUGGCAGAGUGUACGAAUGGAAUCUGAUUCAGAGAGAGAGGUAG
This is a messenger RNA of Pestalotiopsis fici W106-1, 7824 nucleotides long. RefSeq lists its product as uncharacterized. The coding region runs from base 1 to 7824 and encodes 2607 amino acids. Lineage: Eukaryota; Fungi; Ascomycota; Sordariomycetes; Amphisphaeriales; Sporocadaceae. The transcript has 5 exons. Gene Ontology annotation, molecular function: protein binding. The record is from RefSeq and is a predicted model, not a curated record.